GCAUCACUUCUUUUGAGAGUGUAAUGCCUGAAGAACUGUCUCUGCAAAAAGGAGAACUUUUCCAGGUGCUAAACAUUGAAGACAAGUUGUGGGUGUAUGGAUGUGGGGGUGAUGGAAGCCAAGGCAAAGUUCCUGCCAGCUGUAUUGUUGCAGCUGAUCUGUCAGCUCUGCUGCCUCCUUCAGAGCCCCAUGAGCAGCUGCUGGUGGUCAUUGCUGACUUUACUGCUCAGGAGGAGGGAGAUUUGUCUCUCAUGAAAGGCCUUCUUACAGGAACGGUGGUGGUAGGAUCUGAAUCCUUGGAUGACAGCUGGUGGAGAGGAAGAGCUUAUGGCAAGGAAGGCAUCUUCCCUGCCAACUUUGUAUGGAGUGUCAACCGAGAACUUCUUCAGGGCGAUGUCUGCAAGGAGAAGAAAAUCAGUAAGCUGGGCCGAGUGUUGCAGAGCUUCACGCCGCAGCUGGACGAGGAGUUGCUGCUCACACCAGGCGAUGUGGUGCACAUAACGCACCAGCUCGAGGGGGACUGGUUCAGAGGGAAAUGCCGGAACAACAUUGGUAUUUUUCCAGCCAAUUUUGUAGAGAUCACAGACCACCAUUAUACUGCCCCAGAACAAAACACGGAGCAUUUCAACAGCGUUAACUCAGCACAAACUUCUACUCUUCCUGGUAAACCAACUUCUCGCAUCUUUGGAUAUUCUUCCUCUGAAUCCACUAUGCAUCCCAACGACCCUGUUGUCAGCAUCCCUCCUAGCCUGGAAUUGGAUAAUCAAUUUCAGAAUCAACUCGGUGGAAAAAAUUCUACUUCGUCUGAUGUCAGUGAAAAUGUAGUAUCUAGUUUCACAAUCCCAAAGAAUAUCGCGUACGACGCAAAUGCUCCAGCCGUGCUCUCGAGAAUAGAAACCUCUUGGAAAGAAUCAAAUGAUGAAAACGAUAUUUUUGACGACGAUUACUUCAAAGUGAACAUGCCGAGUUUAUAUCAAGCAAACUCUAAAUCUGGGGCAUACUCUUCCAACACCGACCAGCCUAAGGCCCAAAACGCGCCUCUGUCACGUCAGAUGUUUGCCCAAAAUUCUGAUAAUUUACGCAGUUCCUUGACCAGGAAAGUUGACGAGUAUUUUGAUCACAGAAGUCCUCUACGACCAACGCUCUCAAGUAACACUAAUAGAGGAGUCGUUAACUCCAACAGAUACGACCACGAGGUGGACGAGAUGCUGCAGACCGGCUACACGGAAGACAACACGGGCAUCAACCCGUACGCUAAAGCCGUGUACGACUUCAGCGGCCAGUAUCCUAAUGAGCUCAGUUUCAGGAGGGAUGAGAUCAUCCACCUCCUGAAGCACGUUGACUCUCACUGGACUCUAGGCAUGAUCGGGACCGAGCGUGGCAUCUUCCCUACCUCGUACGUGGAUAUCAUUGUAGACUGCGUGGACGGACCCGUCGAAAGUUUCCUGCUACGACCGUCCAGUGCCACGGAGGUGCCCAUCAUGGAAGGCUGGGCCGUUGCUGAGCAUAGCUACGUUGCGCAGGAGAAGGGCGAUGUUUCCGUGGUUCAGGGAGAGACCCUCAAAGUCGUCGAAAUAAUCGAUGAAAAUUGGGCCAUUGUUGAAACUCAAUCUUUACAGAGUGGCAUGUGCCCAAGGAAUCACUUCCGUAUGUUGUCUGCAGAACAAAUAUGUAAUAUCGAGGAGCAAAGAGAUAAUUUUAAUGAUAAGAGUGAUCCUUUAUCUCUGCCAGGGGACACUUUAUCAAAUUCUAAUCUGCCUCGUAGUGGUGAUUUGGAAGUCAAUUCAUCAUUAAAUUUUGACGAUAUCGGUGUAGGAGACAUGCAUUUGAACUUCCGGAAAAGUGAAACAAAUGGAAAUAAUGUCAACCUCGUCAGCAUCGACGCAUUGAAAGCAAAGCGCGUGUACAGCAAAGACGAUUUCGGUCCCAUCAAAUCUAAAGCAUUGGAUGACGAGCUUAACAAAAAUAUUUCUUCUUUAGACCACAGCUUUCCGCUGCGUCCAAGUCGAGUUAAUAGAACCGUGUUUACAAGUUCCACUUCUUCCGAGAAAGCGGAAUCGCCAUCUCUUCGUAAUUUUGGUUCAAGUUCAACGCCUUCACCUCCGCUAAGCGACGUUGCUUCAAUGACUGAAGGAAAUAAGCCUUCUCGUCCCCCUUUGCCUUCUCGGGCAUCUCUAAAGAUGAGAAGUAGUGCUGAUGUUUCCCAGUCAAUGUCCGACAAAAAACUUCAACCUUUAUUGCCACACCCUAAAGAAUCACCCAAAACAUCAACGCGUCCGCAUGCUAAUUUAACUCGUCAAGGCGCUUUACCCGAACAAGAAACCUCUGAAGACGUAGCAAUACGUCAUGAUCUUCUCGAUUUAUCUGAUGAUUCGAAAUCUCUCUUGCAAACUGCACCGAUGGGAAGUGAAGUUAUGAUUGAUACUUUACUUGAUGACCUCAAACACGAUAUUCUUUCGAGCAACGAUCAAUCGCUCUUUACGAAACCAUCUCCGGCUUGUGAACAAAACUUAACUCAACUGCCUUCCGAAAGUCAAACCCUAGCAAGUAAAGACGAAAAUUUGGUUUCCGGAUCUAUAAUAGGUAAGUUAGUGACUGAUAUCCCGGAGAAUUCAUCAAUACAUGACUUGAGGUCUGCAGACAAGAGUGCCACCGUCGACCAUCAAACCCCCUCCUGCACCGCCAAGCAAGCCCCCGCAUGUGACAGCUCUGGCGCGCCCCAGCAUGCGGCGAACGUUGACAGCGCAGAAUUUCCGCGUGACGUCACCCACCGUGCAGCAGCUCGAGCGUCUUCUGUGUUGGUCCCUCUGAGGCCUGCACCUCCGCCUCCUUCUUUGUGCCGGGCAGCCAGCCUGCCGGCCACGCGGUCGCUGGGGACCACUAGCGGGGUGGGUCUCACCCAUCGCUAUGAUGACGUGGCUCCUGACGCAGACAUGCUCGGUCUGGAGCCUCCCUCUACUGCUGCUGGGGACGUGGCUGACCUCUCUGUCUCUGUUCCCGCAUCAGAAGAAGAAGAAAAAAAUAACGCAGACUCAGAAGCUGCUAAGGAGAAGCGGUCGGUGUUGAGACGAGAGCUGGUCCAGGAGCUGCUCACUACAGAGGUGGAGUUCAUCCACGACCUCGAGGCGCUCGUGCAAGUCGCCCGCACCACGGCGACCCAUGCAAAGCAGGCUGGGGUAGACCUACCAACGCUCAUGGGCAACGUCAAGCAGAUAAUAUUAGCAGCGAAGCAGCUGCAGAAGAGCUUGCAGAGCGUCUCUUUCAACAGUGACGACGAGCUCGACAUCGGCGCUGUGUUCCUGGCCGAGAGCGACAGCCUCUGCGACGCCUACAAGACAUACUGCGCCCACCACACCACCGUCGUCGANAGCUCUCGGUGCCAAAAUCUCUUGAAAUAUCAACAGAUAAUAUUAGCAGCGAAGCAGUUGCAGAAGAGCUUGCAGAGCGUGUCUUUCAACAGCGACGACGAGCUCGACAUCGGCGCUGUGUUCCUGGCCGAGAGCGACAGCCUCUGCGACGCCUACAAGACAUACUGCGCCCACCACACCACCGUCGUCGAGCCCCUGCUGUCUCAGUACGGACAACACGGAGUGAAGCGGAAAUACAUGGAGCAGGUGCUGAAGGAGCUGCAGCAGCACAAAAUACAGCUGCUUGACAUGCGUUCAGUGCUCAUCAAGCCUGUCCAGCGCAUCCUCAAGUACCCGCUGUUUUUGGACCGGCUGCUCUCCUACACGCCGCCCGGGGAGCCGCAACACGACCAUCUCACGGCCGCCACGCAACGCAUGGCUGACGUGGCCAACGCUGUCAACACGCACACCAGGCGCAUGGACAUUGUUCGCAAGUACGGCAGUCAGGGCAGCAGCGGCGCCCCCGAGGCCGCGGUUGCUGGGGGAGGCCGCAUGGGUCGCCUGUCCCUGCACUCCAUCGCCAAGAAGAGCGCUAGGGUCACGUCACGCCUCUCUGCCUCCCUCGGCCUCUCCACCUUGCCUGAGGACGUACACAUGACGACCGUGAUUGCCGAGUACCGCGCGGUGUUGACUGACGUGGCGACGCUGCAGCAGCAGGCGCACAAACUGCAGCAGCUCCUCUCUCUCAGACACAAAUCUGAGCUGGCCCUGACCGAGGGUCUGGCAGAGUGUCUGCUGGCAGGAGAGGGACUGCCACGUCACUACCAGGAUGUGCUGGAUCAUGUCAGGACCGCUGCCAGAGAAGUCUGCAACAACGUCAUCCCUCCCUUUGAACGCACAAUGAACGAGAUGGUGCAAGUGCCGCUGCAAACCGUAUUGUCCCUCACCAACACAACUGAGCGGCUGCUGGUGAAACGUGAACACAAACUACUGGACUACGACCGAGCCCAGCACAAGAUGGACCGUAACAGGGACCCUGGCCGUACUAGGGUGUUGGAGGAGGAACUGCUUCGUGCGCGCAGUGACUACGAAGCACUGCAUUGCCAACUGCUGGAGGAACUGCCACAAUUUAAUGCCUCAGCGUCAGCUAUACUUGGCAACUGCCUCACUGCCUUCUUAAGCGCCCGCACUCUACUGCACGGCAGGCUCGCUAAGAAGUACUGCACCCUGAAGCAGAACGUUGCAGGCGGCGAGGUGGCCGCUGAAGGGCAGUGGAAGGCGGCGUGCGAGAAGCUCUUACAGCUCAAGUUUGUUGCUGAUGGACAUUUCAGCUUCAGAGCGACAUCUGUCAACCCUCCUGCUGCUGCUGAUACGAGAAAUAUGCCGCAACAGCUCCAUGUGGAUGAUGGGGAGCGUACUGGGUUCGUUCGUUCAUCCGUGCUUGCUCCGUACCAUGAAGUUGAAUUACGAGCUCAACAAACGGUGCCAUCCGCCAGCACCUUGCCUCAUCCACCCUCUAGAGCCUCAUCCAAUCCUCCAAAAUAUGAGGACCUUUUCCCCGCCAUGUCCUCUCUCCCUCCUGGUCACCGUCGGUCCGGGUCCGGUACUCAGAUGAGAGGGACCGUUGCCGGUGCCUCCUAUCCCAGUGCACUCGUGGAAGUGGUUCCAGCUGCCCCCCUACAUUACGGUACCAAGGAUGGCAGUCCCGGGGAACAAAUGCCAGUUCUAAGACCGAGAUCCUCCAGCGACUUUGGGUCUUCAACUGUCGCUGGCGCCCGAGCGAAACUGUAUGGAGUUGUCCCAGCUGUCGAAGGUGAUGUAAACUCUCCACCUCAUGGCUUUGGAGGAAAAACUGGAAGAAGAUCUCUGCCAUCGGCCGAUGUUAGGAGAUCCCCAAGAAAGUCUGUUCCGUCCAAUGAAGGAACAGAAGCUUCAAGAACUAUGGCCCCAGGCCCAGUGAAUGACUAUAGUGAAUCUGAAGGAGGAGGUUAUGAUGACCCAGAAGACGCGGCCAGCGAAAAUAUUUAUGAAGAGUUAAAGACGGAUCCUGCCAGCAGCCACGCGUACGAAGAGAUUCCUGAAGGAGGCGUCCAGAGUGAAGACCGCGCCACGUGUGCUGAAGCCUCCGAUGACGAGAGCUCAUCUGCUGCCUAUGCUGAGUUCUUCUACGCCUUGUACAAGUUUGGCGGAGAGAGCAGCAGCAACCAGCUGUCGUUGUAUGAAGGACAGGUGGUACUGCUGCUGGAACCUGCUGCCAGAGACGGCGCUCAACCAUCUGCCAGAGACUGGCGCUACGUUGAGAACAGACAGGGAGAGCGGGGCUACGUGCCUGCCUCUUACUUGGCUCCUUACUCACCUUAAUGCUUUCUACUUGAUUUUGUGUGCAUGUUUUUCUGCCGUAAUUAACAAGUUAUAUGCCUGUAAUUGCAGCAACAACUACUUAUUAGGCAGGUUUCAAGAACUCGGUCAAGUUCUUGCC
Messenger RNA from Hyalella azteca, 5826 nucleotides. RefSeq names its product dynamin-binding protein. The transcript has 26 exons. The record is from RefSeq and is a predicted model, not a curated record. NCBI's taxonomy places the organism in Eukaryota, Metazoa, Arthropoda, Malacostraca, Amphipoda, Hyalellidae. Bases 24 to 5708 code for a protein of 1894 amino acids. Gene Ontology annotation, molecular function: guanyl-nucleotide exchange factor activity; protein binding. Gene Ontology annotation, cellular component: cytoplasm.